CGGUGGGUGGUGCUGGUCACGCCAGUGUUUGGGGUCCGGGCGCCGCAGCUGCGAGCAGGCCGGGCGGGCGGAUGCGGGCCUCGGCGCUGGCGGGAGGCGAGUGGCGGCCGCGGCGCCCGUGACUACUGCCUGCGUCCCGGUAAGACCAUGAAUUAUGGAAUUUCUUAAAUGAAGCAUUCAGGAGUGGAAUGAGAGAAUGUCACGUAGAUAAUAAAUGAUUUUUAAGUUAUGUCUAUUAAUUUGACUCUAGAUAUAUAUAUUUACUUCCUUAAUAAUGCAAGAAGUCUUUGUGGGAAACAGAGAAGCAAACAGUUGCAUUUUGUGUGUUCUAAACAGUAUUGGCGCAUGAACCAUGUCAGUGUGCACAGAGAGUUUCACACAAGUAAGAGAAGCUGUAAAUGGAAUAGACGUGAAGCACAUUGCAGCAAACACUGGCACUCUCCAAGCAACCAUGGCUCACACAUUGGAAUUGUGACACUUAGCACUUCUGCUCCCAAGGGACUUACAAAAGUGAGCAUUCAUAUGUCCCGUAUUAAAAGUACUUUGAAUUCAGUUUCAAAGGCUAUUUUUGGCAGUCAAAAUGAAAUGGUUACACGGUUAGCUCAAUUUAAGCCAAGCUCUCGAAUAUUAAGAAAAGUAUCAGAUAGGGGAUGGUUAAAACAAAAAAAUGUUAAGCAAGCCAUCGAAUCUCUGAAAAACUAUAGUGAUAAAUCAGCAGAAAAGAAUUCUUUUGCAGAACAGAAAAGUUACUUUGCAGAUAAAGAAGAUUCAGGUAAACACAGCCUUUUCCAUUACACAUACAGUAUAACCACAAGAUUUGGAGAGUCAUUCUCCGUUUUAGCGAAUCAUAUUAAUUCAUAUUUCAAAAGCAAGGAAAAAAUGUCUCAAACAAAGGAAGAUAAACAGCUUCAGGACAAACCAGACCUUGAAGAAAGGAAAUCCAGUUCUCCGGGCCCUGACAGGCCAGACUCGGAAUCUCCCCUACAUGUUGAAGACAAACUUUCCAGCCCGACCCAGAUGCCUGAGGCUCACCCAGUGUCUGCAAAACAAAGUAUUGCUAACUUCCUUUCUCGUCCCACUGAAGGCGUCCAAGCCUUAGUCGGUGGUUACAUUGGUGGACUUGUACCCAAAUUAAAGUCUGAUCCCAAGAGUCCGCCUGAAGAACGGGAAGAGCCUGCUAAAACAGCGCAGGCUGUUACCAAAGACAAGAAGGCAGAGGAGAAAAAGCGUGUGUUACUUCAGCAAGAAAAGAUUAUUGCAAGAGUGAGUAUUGAUAACAGAACUCGAGCCUUAGUUCAGGCCUUAAGAAGAACAGCCGACCCAAAACUCUGUAUUACUAGGGUUGAAGAACUGACUUUUCAUCUUCUAGAAUUUCCUGAAGGAAAAGGAGUGGCUAUCAAGGAGAAAAUUAUUCCAUAUUUAUUACGGCUGAGACAAGUUAAGGAUGAAACUCUUCAGGCUGCAGUUAGAGAAAUUUUGGCUUUAAUUGGUUAUGUAGAUCCAGUGAAAGGCAGAGGAAUCCGAAUCCUCACGAUCGAUGGCGGAGGAACAAGAGGUGUGGUUGCUCUUCAGACUCUGAGGAAGUUGGUUGAACUUACUCAGAAGCCGAUUCAUCAGCUUUUUGAUUACAUCUGCGGUGUAAGCACAGGGGCCAUAUUGGCAUUUAUGCUGGGAUUGUUUCACAUGCCACUGGAUGAAUGUGAGGAACUCUAUCGAAAGUUGGGCUCAGAUGUGUUUACACAGAAUGUCAUUGUCGGGACCGUCAAAAUGAGUUGGAGCCAUGCGUUUUAUGACAGUAACACGUGGGAAAAGAUCCUUAAGGAUAGAAUUGGAUCUGCACUAAUGAUUGAAACAGCAAGAAACCCUGCAUGUCCUAAGGUAGCUGCUAUAAGUACCAUAGUAAACAGAGGACAAACACCAAAAGCUUUUGUGUUCAGAAACUAUGGUCAUUUUCCUGGUACCAACUCUCACUAUUUAGGAGGUUGUCAGUAUAAAAUGUGGCAGGCCAUUAGAGCCUCAUCAGCUGCUCCAGGCUACUUUGCAGAAUAUGCACUGGGGAGUGAUCUUCAUCAAGAUGGAGGUUUGCUUCUGAACAACCCGUCGGCCUUGGCCCUACAUGAAUGUAAAUGCAUCUGGCCAGAUACCCCACUAGAGUGUAUAGUAUCCUUGGGCACAGGACGGUAUGAGAGUGAUGUGAGGAAUACCUCAACGUACACCAGCCUGAAGACCAAGCUCUCUAAUGUUAUCAGCAGUGCUACGGAUACAGAGGAAGUCCAUAUCAUGCUUGAUGGCCUGUUACCUUCUGACACGUAUUUUAGAUUUAAUCCUGUGAUAUGUGAAAACAUCGCCCUAGAUGAAAGCCGGGAUGAAAAACUGGACCAGCUUCAGCUGGAGGGGAUGAAGUAUAUAGAAAGAAAUGAUCAAAAGAUGAAAAAAGUUGCAAAAAUAUUAAGUCAAGAAAAAACAACUCUUCAGAAGAUCAAUGAUUGGAUAAAAUUAAAAAGUGACAUGUAUGAAGGCCUUCCAUUUUUUUCAAAAUUGUGAGUGGGGUACACAUGUGUUCUCAUAAAUGAAGGCCAUCAAAAGAUCCACCAGUUUAGAGAGGAACGGUGUGAUUCAACAGGAGUUUUCUGUAGGACACUUAAUGAAUUAUCCUGAAUCAGAUAAUGUUUUGAACAGCUCAAUCCUCAUGGAAGAUAUGAUUGGUAACACAAGUUAUGUGGGAAUUAGGUAUUAAGAUGUUCAUAACCUUUAGGCAUUUGAUUACUGUGCUAGUUGAUUUUAGUAUCUACUGGUCUUAAAUUGUUUACUGUUUGAAAAUGUAUUAAUAUAUGUGCCAAACAAGAAAUGGGGGAUGUUACACUUUAGCCUUUGCUUUUACUCAUUUCAAUCAUGGGGAAUUUGUGUGACUUGAUUUUCAUUCAUGUCAAAAAGGUGAUUUCUCUUUACAUUUACACUACUUAGCAUUUUACUAGGUGCACCCACAAUCCAUGUGUUACUUUUCACUGUAAUAAUCACUGAAAAGGAUAAAGGAAAUGGGAUUUUCUUUAUUAAAGUACAUUUAUGUUUGAAACAUGAAAAAACUGGACACAGUUUUCUAUUCAAAAAGAUUGAAGCAUUUCCAGUGAACUAACUUUUUCUUGAAAUUUCAAGAUAAUGUUCACUUUUGUAGAUCGAAUACUUUUACCAUUUACUGUUAGAGUUAAUUAUUCAAUUUUACUGAAAAAAUAUUCUUAUCAUUAACAAAAAUAAAUUAUUGAAGUGACCAAUUGUUCAAGGCUAAUGCCAUUUUAACGUUUUUAUUUUAAUUGCUCAUAAUGGUUUCUUGUAGCAUUUAUAAAGAAAUGUUAGUCUAGUUAGAUUUACAAAAGUUGAACAUGGUGCCAUAGGUCAAGUAAUCUUCACUGUAUUAUUUCCCUUGUAAAUCUUUAUAUUGAAUUGAAAAUUUUUAUGAAAAAUUAA
This is a messenger RNA of Mus pahari (shrew mouse), 3462 nucleotides long. RefSeq names its product patatin like phospholipase domain containing 8 (gene Pnpla8). The record is from RefSeq and is a predicted model, not a curated record. NCBI's taxonomy places the organism in Eukaryota, Metazoa, Chordata, Mammalia, Rodentia, Muridae. Gene Ontology annotation, cellular component: membrane. The coding region runs from base 229 to 2544 and encodes 771 amino acids. Gene Ontology annotation, biological process: arachidonate metabolic process. The transcript is spliced from 10 exons.